AAUUUGACAUUACAAAUUCUAAAUUCUAACCUCAAAUUGAAUUUUCAAGAAGGUAUUGUUUAUUUUUGUAUCUAUUCCCAUAAAGUUACAGAUAUAUCGAAAAAUGUCUAAUAGCCAACUAUUCCUGAAGCCCGGCUUCGUUCGGGCACCUCUGCAAAACGGCGUUGGGCGAUACGUGUGCCAGUUGCAAAGAAUUGUGUUCAAAUUCUGCAAGAACCAUGGCUCCAGUCGAGGCAUGAGAGAAUUCAUUGAGCAAGAUCUGGUGGACUUUGCCAAAGAGAACCCCGGAGUGGUUGUGUACUUGAAGCCUCGCAGACACAGGGGCCCCGUCGUUGUUGCAGAAUACUUAAAUGGAGAUAGAGUUUGGAUGAGUGUCAACAACAAAUCCCAGUCGGAAAUCACUAAAUGGAUUGAGGUACUAAGGACCCAAGCAGGAGAUGUGUCAGCAACCAGACUCCGCAAGUACCAGUACACCGACUACCCCUCCGUGCAGGGGCCCUGGACCCCGUUCACCUUCAAGGACCCGUCACUGAACACCGCCAAGCUUCCUGACCCCAAGUACGGAGCCAACAACAGACUCGGAGAAACUGCCACUGAGAAACUCAGGAAAAUGUUUGAGCAACAGAAAUUGAGUGAAAAGUCCACAGAGUAGCUUUUGAUCUGGAGUUCUGGAGGCCUAGCGUUGCAUGGUUAGAAAAAGGUGUAAAGGACUAUUGCACUUGGUAGCAAGAAAACUAAAGCUCAUGCUAGGCGCACUGGAGUUGGUGUAGAUGGUGUAAGAAUAAGUUGUACAAAAAAAACAGUAGACAAUGUAAUUAAAUAAGUGUAGUUAAGUAAAUUAAACAGAUAUUAGUUAAA
Messenger RNA from Plutella xylostella (diamondback moth), 858 nucleotides. It is a transcript of the gene mRpL43, whose product is annotated as mitochondrial ribosomal protein L43. Lineage: Eukaryota; Metazoa; Arthropoda; Insecta; Lepidoptera; Plutellidae. Gene Ontology annotation, cellular component: mitochondrial large ribosomal subunit. Gene Ontology annotation, molecular function: structural constituent of ribosome. The record is from RefSeq and is a predicted model, not a curated record. Gene Ontology annotation, biological process: mitochondrial translation.